UGAUCAAUGUAAAGGAUGCUAUCUUUUAACAACAUCUGUGCCUAGGCAAUUGUCAGUUGAGGCCUGGAAAAUUCAGUGAUCGCACGUAGACAGCUUCUACAUAGUUUUAGAGCUAUUUUUUAUUGAAAAACAUGGAGUUAUCAUCGGAUUAUACUCAAACGAUGGCGGACCAAAAGGUUACUCUUCACACUACACUCCAUAGAAUUGCAAAAGAACAAGGCUAUACCAAUUACAAGCUAAAUGUAAAACCAAUUACAAGCGGAGGGGCUAACUACUCAUGUGUGCUUUUUCUUGCAACAAUUGCUGAAAACGAUAAAGAUGACAUAAAACUAUUCAAUAAAGUUGCGUGUGUAGGUGAAAAAGUGCGUGCUAUGGCACCUUUCGAUGUUUACGAAUCAGAAAUUUGCUUUUACAGCGAAUUAAUAAAUAUAUAUAGAAAGAUUGAGGAAAAACAUGGUGUCCCAGAAGAGGAAAAAUUCAUCACUCCAAAAUUCUAUGGAUUUAGCGAUGAAUAUCUCCAAGAAACCCUAGUGAUGGAAGAUUUAACCGCUAGUGGCUAUGAAAUGUUUGAUCGAUUCAAGACAUUUGACUUUAAUUAUGCUAAAGAAGCUGUAAGACAACUUGCAAAACUACACGCUCUGUCCAUUGCUUUCUCCAUUGAAAAUCCAGACAAAUUUGACGAAAAAACAGCUAAGCUAAAAAUGAAAAAUAAUAUGGAUUCUUUAUCGGGUUUAAUAGAGAAAAUGUUUAAAAAUGUUAUGUCAUCUUUGAGGGAAGAGUUUAAAGAUCGCGUUCAACUAUUUCUCAAGGAAAUGACUGUUGAAAAGAUGAAUUACCUAACAAAACCACAUAAGCGCAUGGUCUUAGGACAUGGAGAUUUUCGUGCUAGUAAUCUAAUGCAUAAAAUGAAUGAGGAUGGCACCUACAAAGUGAUUAUUAUAGAUUAUCAGACGCUGCACCGCACUAAUCCUAUCUUGGACUUGGUCUACCUAAUAUUCAAUGGAACAGAUCAAGCUUUCAGGAGCGAGUACUUGCAGAAGACUAUUGAUCACUAUUAUACUGAGCUGGCUGCUUCGUUAAAAUUAUUUCACAUUAACCCUAAUGAAGUGUAUUCAAGGAAGGACUUUGAUUACGACUACAAAGAGGUGCUACCAUAUGGUUUGAUCAUAAGUUUUAUGUUGUUAUUACUGGUCACUGUGGACACUGAGAAUGCGCCCACCAUGACACCAGAUUCAGAUUUAGACAGUUUUAACAUGGCUCCCAGUGAGGAAUACAAGAAGAGAGUCAACGAACUCGUUGAAGAUUUUAUCAAAUAUGGAGUUUUGUAGUAUUGUAUUAGCAUUUUAUUGAGCUAAAGAGUAUUAUUCUGGUGGUAUAUAAAUCAUUAUUAUUGUGAAUCUAUCUUCUGACCAAUUCAAUUAAACAUUUUAUCAUAUA
Messenger RNA from Pieris brassicae (large cabbage white), 1437 nucleotides. RefSeq lists its product as uncharacterized. The record is from RefSeq and is a predicted model, not a curated record. Bases 132 to 1328 code for a protein of 398 amino acids. Lineage: Eukaryota; Metazoa; Arthropoda; Insecta; Lepidoptera; Pieridae. The transcript has 4 exons.